Messenger RNA from Topomyia yanbarensis, 515 nucleotides. RefSeq names its product cytochrome c oxidase subunit 6A, mitochondrial (gene levy). The transcript is spliced from 2 exons. Gene Ontology annotation, biological process: mitochondrial electron transport, cytochrome c to oxygen. Gene Ontology annotation, molecular function: enzyme regulator activity. The record is from RefSeq and is a predicted model, not a curated record. NCBI's taxonomy places the organism in Eukaryota, Metazoa, Arthropoda, Insecta, Diptera, Culicidae. Bases 101 to 430 code for a protein of 109 amino acids. Gene Ontology annotation, cellular component: mitochondrial inner membrane.
UUUAUAUUUAAAACAUCGUCUUUGGUCAAGUCCUGUUCUAACACAAGAUUAGGUCGAAACGUAGGUGUUAAUAAAUUUACCAAGUUAUAUUCAUGCUGAAAUGGCAUUAGUAAAUCAGAUUCUUCGUCGAGGAAUUUCGCAAACUGCAGCGCGUAAUGCUGUCACUGGUCCGUCUGCGGUGUCUGGUCAUGAAGCUGGUGGUUAUAAAGUCUGGAAAAAACUUUCUUUUUUCGUCGCUCUACCGGCUGUUGGAUUGUGCAUGCUGAACGCAUAUUUGAAACAUCAGGAAGAACACGGCCAUCCGCGUGCUGAGUUUGUGCCGUACGAGCAUUUGCGUAUACGUAAUAAGCGUUUUCCGUGGGGUGAUGGCAAGAAAAGUCUUUUUCACAAUGCUCACGUAAAUCCAUUGCCAGAUGGUUAUGAAGAGUAGUGUGUCGUGAGGCACAAGUGCAAACUUCGAUACAAGUUUGCUUAAUUUGCUAGUCGUGCAAAAGUAAAAUAAAAUAUACAACAAA